GCUUCCUUCUGGUGGAACGUGGCGCGCCAACGUCGUGGCUGGGCGAUAAUGUCUUCACCCCAAGUGGCGCUCAUAUUGCUAUCGCUGUUGAUCGUUGUCCUCGCCGUUCCGUGGGACAGUGUACAGCAGAGGCAGCGCGAAACGGCGCGCCAGCAGUGGGAGGUCACAUGGGCAAAGGAGAAAGAGCAGCUUGAGAAAGAACGGCAUACCUGGGAGCUCGCUUGGUCUCUUGAAAAGGAACAGCGCGAGAAAGAACAGAUGAACGACGAAAAGUGCUUCUGCUCAGAUGAGCGACCAUUCGGCUUGAAUUGGGAAGGACUGCAAGGCCACCACUGUAUCUCUUACGGCUGGCGAGAGUACACUGCAAGAUUAUUUUCUGAUGGAUGUCCUCACAUCCCCCUCUCUAUCUCUGGUAAGAAAAAGGAAGUGCCAUAUAAAUGCACGUCUGAGAGGUCGAGGAAGAUGGGCCACUGGAUUCUUGCAGAUGACGUUUGCAGGACGAACUGGGGAGAACUGUACGAUCGGGGUUGUGUGGCUAACGGGAAACAUCGUUAUGAAGCCCGCCUGGUCAACGUCCGGGCCGGCGAUGAUUGGGAGCGAAUGUGCAGUUCUACUCCGGCCACGAUAGCCGGCGAAUACUUUCCGAUCCCCACAUUCUGCGAGAAUAGGGGUUUGUUCGAGAUGGGAGUUUGGGACACUAAAGACCCGCGCUGCAAAUAGAAAGGUUCCUGUUCCUGCUGAAACGACCGCAGACUCUGAAACAUUUGCAUGAUUGCGUCGCUAGUUGAUCCUUCAUCCCACCUGUAUGAACACCUGUUGUCUUUGUUGCUCUUUUCCUGCUCUCUUCUGUGUUACUGCUUUCUUUUGCUGUCAGUUGUAUAUAGUAUUCCAAUGAUCUACCUGCCGAGUUUCCCAG
Molecule: messenger RNA, 916 nt
Organism: Laetiporus sulphureus 93-53
Lineage: Eukaryota; Fungi; Basidiomycota; Agaricomycetes; Polyporales; Laetiporaceae
Exons: 6
Coding region: 49-720 (223 amino acids)
Source: RefSeq, a predicted model, not a curated record